AAAUGCUCUGCUGUUCGUAGCAGUUUCAAGAAGAAUCAUUCCGUUCCCUGCAUCUUCCUCCCCGACCAAAGACUGCCAAAUAAUAAGUAGCUACAUUGAUCUCGGCUAUAUAACUCGUUUGUCGUUUUUUCUUUAAGUUAUUUAAGUAAUGUAGAAUGGCGUCUGGUUUUGGGAAGAUUGUCGUUGGUACUUAUGUGGAGAUAAAGCGCAGCGAUGGACGCAUACACCAGGCGAUGGUGACCUCAUUGAAUGAGGAUAACGAGAGCGUCACAGUGGAGUGGAUAGAAAAUGGAGACACUAAAGGGAAAGAGAUUGACUUGGAGAGUAUAUUUGCACUAAAUCCAGAUGUGGCUCCAGAUGAGGAGAUUGCCCCAAGCCCAGAGACCCCACCCCCACCAACACCCACAUGUGUGAAGGUCAGCAAAAUUGCUAAGAAUCGUCGGACGAUAGCACCUACUAAAAGUGAUGCUCCAUCCAGGGAUAAUAGAGCGGUGGUUUCAACCCGGGCCAGACCCCCUCAGCCUCAGCAACCAGAGCCAGCACCGCCUCCUCCAUCCCAGCAGCCUGCCCAGCCCACCCAAGCUCAGACACAGCAGCAGCUGCAGAAUGAACCCUCAUAUCACCCGCUAUCCAGAAAGGAUCUUGGACAGCUUUCAAGGAGGAAGUCAAACUGUGUGAAGGAGGUGGAGAAACUGCAGGAGAAGAGAGAGCGGCGUCGGCUUCAGCAACAGGAGCUCAGGGAGAAGAGAGCACAGGAAGUAGACACCACCAUUCCUAACUAUGAGAUUAUGUAUAUGAUCAGAGAUUUCCGAGCCAGUCUAGACUACCGGCCUCUGACCACAGCAGAUCUGAUUGAAGAGCACAGAAUAUGUGUUUGUGUAAGAAAACGUCCACUCAACAAGAAAGAGCUGACCAUGAAGGACUUGGAUGUGAUCACCAUCCCUAGUAAGGAUGUGGUGAUGGUCCAUGAACCUAAACAGAAGGUGGACCUGACCCGCUACCUCGAGAACCAGACCUUCCGCUUUGACUAUGCCUUUGAUGACAGCACUACCAACGAGAUGGUUUAUAGGUUCACUGCCAGACCUCUGGUGGAGACCAUCUUUGAGAGGGGCAUGGCCACCUGCUUUGCCUAUGGACAAACAGGCAGUGGGAAAACACAUACUAUGGGAGGAGAUUUUUCUGGAAAGAACCAAGACUGUUCUAAAGGAAUUUACGCAUUAGCUGCUCGGGAUGUAUUUCUCAUGUUGAAGAAACCCAACUACAAGAAGUUAGAUCUACAAGUUUAUGCAACCUUCUUUGAAAUCUACAGUGGAAAGGUAUUUGACCUGCUGAAUCGUAAAGCUAAGCUGAGGGUGCUGGAGGAUGGGAAGCAACAAGUACAGGUGGUGGGCCUUCAGGAGAAAGAGGUCAAGUGUACGGAGGAUGUCCUGAAACUCAUAGAAGUGGGAAACAGCUGCCGAACAUCGGGACAGACAUCAGCCAAUGCCCACUCGUCUCGUAGCCAUGCUGUAUUCCAGAUCAUUCUUCGGAGGAAGGGGAAGAUGCACGGCAAGUUUUCCCUAAUUGACCUUGCAGGGAACGAGAGGGGAGCUGAUACGUCUAGUGCUGAUCGCCAGACUCGUCUGGAGGGAGCUGAGAUCAACAAAAGCCUGCUAGCACUCAAGGAGUGUAUCAGAGCUCUUGGCCGUAACAAGCCCCACACUCCAUUCAGAGCCAGUAAGCUCACCCAGGUCCUUCGAGACUCAUUCAUCGGGGAAAACUCCCGCACCUGCAUGAUUGCAACGAUCUCUCCUGGUAUGACUUCAUGUGAGAACACCCUCAAUACACUACGCUACGCCAACAGAGUGAAGGAGUUUGGGAUUAGUCCGUCGGACAUUCCCUUCUCCCAGGGCGGUCAGGGAAGUCGCCCUGAGCAUUCGCCCACCAAUACCUUUGAGUACGAUGACUUUGCUGCUACUUCUCCCAGCAGGGUGAAGGAGCUUACGGUGGAUCCCAAUCAGGUGAUGGAGGGGGGUCGACCCAACAUUCACACCGUCAACCAGCUGGACCUUUUAGAUGAAGAGUGGCUGAGCAGCUCACCACAGAGAGAUGAUCUCAAACUGCUCUGUGAGCAGAAUGAGGAGGAGGUGUCUCCCCAGCUCUUCACCUUCCACGAGGCCGUGUCUCAGAUGGUUGAGAUGGAGGAGCAGGUCCUGGAGGACCACCGUGCUGUUUUCCAGGAGUCAAUUCGAUGGCUAGAGGAUGAGAAGGUUCUGUUGGAGAUGACAGAGGAAGUGGAUUACGAUGUGGACUCAUAUGCCACUCAGCUGGAGCAGAUCCUAGACCAGAAGAUAGACAUCCUCACUGAGCUCCGAGAUAAAGUGAAGUCAUUCCGCUCUGCACUCCAGGAGGAGGAGCAAGCCAGUAAGCAGAUCAAUCCCAAGAGGCCACGUGCUCUUUAGAGGCUGGUAGCUAAAGAGGUUUAAGUGGCACAUACAGAAACAUAACCACUAGAUGUUUGGCACAACUCAGGCUGUCACUAGCAGCUGUGAAAACAUGAAGUAAAGGACUUUCCAAUGUACAAACAGGCUCAAGAAAUUGGCGUUUGUUAUAAUCUCAUUCUCCCAACAAAAUGGCUGUUCACUUACUCUGGUCUUGUUAGAAAACUUGCGGAGGGAAAUGAGUUUUUUUUAAUCUCCCUCCUUUUUUUUAGAUAGUUGAUUUUUCUUGUAUGGAGGAUGUUUAGUUUCUUCUCUGCCCUGUUCUGUUUUAUUUAUUUUCUUUUUAACUGUUUGUACUUUCUUUGAAUGGAGUACUUGUUGACCAGGUUUCAGAAGAGAUCCUAAAUUGGACACGCUUUAAGGUUUACCAUACACCACCAGUAUUUGAUUUCUGGUAGCUCUGGCUGACAUGUCUGCAUGUGCACUCUGUGAUAGCGUAUGUACGCCACCGCCCUCCAUUAUCAUGCUUUUGGGUUCUCACCCAAUAGGCACUGUACAAUAUAGUCAUAUGUCAUUAGGUCCAGUCUCUUCUUUCUCUCCCCACUCAGAGCUUUUACCAGUUUGGAAGAAGCCGUGAACUAAGUUGUGCUACUUCCUUUGUGAUUGGUUUCUUUCCUUGUGUCUCUGAGAAAGGGUUUCUACAUGUAGUUUGCUUCAGUUUGUGCCAUGUCAUUUUGUGUGGCAACCCUCUUAAAAUUACUUUUACUUACUGUAAAAAAAAAAAAAAAUGUUUUCCAUCCCCAUUUAACACUUUGUUAUAAAAAUAAAACUAGGAAAAAACUGCUAUUAACAAAUGUAUAGUGAAUACCACUGACCUACCAUUGGUUAUGUUGCUCAGUGUUUGCACCGGAUGUAAUGCUGGAUGAAGUAAUAAAGAUUCAUGUGUUUCAUUUGAA
Myripristis murdjan (pinecone soldierfish) is the source of this 3376-nucleotide messenger RNA. RefSeq names its product kinesin-like protein KIF2A. Gene Ontology annotation, molecular function: ATP binding; microtubule motor activity; microtubule binding. The transcript is spliced from 22 exons. Gene Ontology annotation, biological process: microtubule depolymerization; microtubule-based movement. The coding region runs from base 156 to 2441 and encodes 761 amino acids. Gene Ontology annotation, cellular component: microtubule. The record is from RefSeq and is a predicted model, not a curated record. Lineage: Eukaryota; Metazoa; Chordata; Actinopteri; Holocentriformes; Holocentridae.